Molecule: messenger RNA, 2167 nt
Organism: Grammomys surdaster
Lineage: Eukaryota; Metazoa; Chordata; Mammalia; Rodentia; Muridae
Gene: Fam107a
Product: family with sequence similarity 107 member A
Exons: 4
Coding region: 190-624 (144 amino acids)
Biological process (GO): actin filament bundle assembly; regulation of actin cytoskeleton organization; actin filament polymerization
Cellular component (GO): synapse; neuron projection; stress fiber
Source: RefSeq, a predicted model, not a curated record
GAGCUAGCAGCCCGGGCACUGCAGAGGAGCUCACAGCUCAGGACCUGUGGAGAAGUAAGACUCUGAUCUAUUCUGCUUCAUAUGCUGUUAGGCUGAGUGUGUUCCGGGAAAAGGUGGAAAGAAGGAGAAUGACCUAGGAGCAUCAGAGCAAGCUGUCCCAGCAACUGAACCCUUCAAAAUUUAGCCUCCAUGUACUCAGAGAUCCAGAGGGAACGGGCUGACAUUGAGGGACUCAUGGCCCGGCCAGAGUACAGAGACUGGAAUUCAGAACUCAUCAAACCCAAGAAGCUACUGAACCCUGUGAAGGCCUCUCGAAGCCAUCAGGAGCUGCACCGUGAGCUGCUUAUGAACCAUAAAAGGGGCCUGGGUAUGGACAGCAAGCCUGAGCUGCAGCGAGUCCUGGAGCACCGUCGCAGGAAUCAGCUGAUCAAAAAGAAGGAAGAGGAGCUGGAGGCCAAGCGGAUGCAGUGCCCCUUCAAACAGGAGCUGCUGAGACGGCAGCAGAGACUGAACCAGCUGGAAAACCCACCACAGAAAGACGUGGACCCAUCCCCUGAGUUCAUCAAAGUCCGGGAAAACCUGCGCAGAAUCACCACACUGACCAGCGAAGAGAGAACACUGUAGCGUUCCUCCACUCAGCUCCUGCCACUCACUCUGGCCCAGCCCUCCUCCAGCCUUCCUGAACCUGAGGACCCUAGCCUACAACAAUGCCAGCUAGACACACCUGAAAGGCCAGCUAUCCCUGGGAAGCUGAAGACACCUUCACCCGCAUAACCCACAAGAAAGUCUCUAGACUUUUCUUUCUGAGCAGCUGGCCUUCCUGUACCAGAGAGGAAGCCACUGCCAGGAGAGACCUCUGGAGGUGCCGUCCCUGAUCUGACUCACUGAGAUUUCCCUAGCAGAAGUGAGGAAGAGGGCCAGGUAUCCUUCCAUUCCGCCUCAGUUGCCCAAUAAGGCCUACUUCUUGGAGCAGCUCAGCUCCGAGCAUUGGGAACACAUCAACUCUGGCUUACCCUGAGGCCGAGGGCACCUGGUUUAGAAAUCACAGAGUGAGCAAAAAGGCACCAGAUGUUUGUAGCAAGGAAGGGCGUGGGAGGCCCCGGCAGGCUGUGGCCAGGUGAGAAGGAUCCCAAGCAAAAUAGCUUUAGGCCUUGCCAGCUUGCCUCAUGGCUUUUAUUUCUCCUCCCCACUGUCCCCCCCCCCAAAUUACUAACCACACCUCACCUCAGAGCUCCGGCUUCCAGCCUAGAACAGCAUGUUGCCAAGUUUACUGUAUAUACAAAUCAGAGAGUCCUGUGAACAGUCCCUGGAAGACAUAUGUCUAACCCACUCCCGGGGGUGGUCCAGGACAUGGGUUUGAGCAUAGAACUAGACUAAAGCACCCAAGAGUGGUAAAUUAGAAAUAUCUAACUCUCUUGGCUCCCUGGUGGCCUGGAGGUUCCCACUGCCUCCUCUGAAGCCCCCCAAGUCCUUCAUUCACACACACACACACACACACACACACACACACACGAACCCUUGACCCGGUCAGGAGAUUAUAACAGCCAAUCUUUAUUUUUUACUGGUAUAAAAACACUAUCAUACAAUUCUAGCCAAAAAGAAGGGGAAAAGAACCUUAGCUUUCCACAGCUUUUUGGAAAGCAACUAUACGAUUUCCUCUGGAAAAAAUAAUAUGGUAGUUUGAAGACUCCAAUGCCAUGGUGAUGGAAUGGACUCUUAGGUCAAUAUUGCCAGCACUGUUACCUGAGACCCCUCCUUCUCUCCCCCAGUCUGGGUCUUUCCCACCCAUCCUUCUCAACAGCCCCUUCAUCCACAACACCCAAAUACUUGAAUCUUUUGCUCCUAUGCCAUUUUUGAAGAUCUAUAGAGCAAGCCAGACCUGAAUCCUUUCCCCUGAAGAAUGAAAUCCAUGACUAGCUUUUAAGCCUUUCUCAGGUGGGAACAGCACUGCCAGACAAGCAGAGGUUCUCACUCCUCAGAUGGCAGAUUUCCCUGCUGGGGCGCCAGUGGCUCUGCCUCCAGGAAAUGAUGGUGGGAAGGCCAGCAAGAUCUGAUAGUGAAUGGAGAUUCUGUUUCUUCCUUAUGGAUGGUGCCUGCAUAAAUGUGUAAAGAGACUCUCUCUCUCUCUCUCUCUCUCUCUCUCUCUCUCUCUCUCGCUCGCGCCCCG